This is a messenger RNA of Neolamprologus brichardi, 2740 nucleotides long. The record is from RefSeq and is a predicted model, not a curated record. Lineage: Eukaryota; Metazoa; Chordata; Actinopteri; Cichliformes; Cichlidae.
GUUGUGUAACGUAAUGUUGUCGAGUCAUGGUAGCGGUUGUUUAACAUGUGAACACAUUACAAGGACAACCGCUUUUGUCAUUACUGAAGGUCGUUUGGACUACAGUUAGAGACGAUAAGCAAGCUAAUAACAGCUCGGAGGACUCGCUCGUCUCCCUGGAGUAGCCUCGGUUACUAACAAGUGGACUGUGUACAGUGUUUUGACUUCACAGCUGCCUGCCUGGGAAAGCUGCAGCCAUGGUGUUUGUGCAGAGCUACUGUGCAGCAAGUUCCUCCAUCUCCAUAACCUGGGUGGAUGAAGGCAUCGCCCCCUGCUUCUACUUCACACUGGUCCCCACCAUCCUGCUCUCCCUCUCCUUCCUCCUUGGCACCAUCCACUGCAUAUGUUACCAAAAGUAUGGCACGCAAAUGGAACGCAAGUUCAUUCCUCGCUCCUGCCUCUAUGGUUUUCAGCAGGUCCUCCACGUCUUCCUGAUCAUCCAGUUUCUGGGUGGAAUGAUUUGGAGAGCCACGAGUGCAGAUGAGCUUCCAGGGUAUGUGGUGCUGUACGGCUGCUUUUCCAUCCUGGGAUGGGCCUGGGCUAUGGCUCUACUCAGGGUGGAGAGGCGCAGGGUCCUGGUGUCGGAUCGGACAGGAGGACACAGUGCCGUCCUGCUGCUGUUCUGGACUGUAGCUUUCUGUGCUGAGAACCUGGCUUUUGUCUCCUGGUACAGUCCUCAGUGGUGGUGGGGCCUGGAGAACAAACCACAACAGGUGCAGUUGUUCCUGUGGAUGAUGCGCUACAUUAGCACUGGGCUGCUCUUCUUCAUCGGUCUCAAAGCUCCAGGGUUGCCAAGGAGACCUUACAUGCUACUGAUAAAUGAAGAUGAGCGUGACGUAGAAAACGGUAGACAGAGCCUGUUGGGAAGAUCAGAGGAGAACCAGUCCACCUGGAAGGGUUUUUGGAAGAAGGUCCGUCUGCUUGUUCCCUACAUGUGGCCGCAAGGCAACAAGUUUCUCCAGCUGCUGGUCCUCUUCUGUUUGGGGCUGCUGGGAGUGGAGAGGGCUAUUAACGUCUUUGUACCCAUUUACUACAAGAAUAUCGUGAAUGAACUGACUGAUGGCAGCAGCUGGCACACUGUAGCCGUUACAGUGUGUAUUUAUGUCCUGCUUAAGUUCUUGCAGGGUGGAGGAGCAGGUUCCUCUGGAUUUGUCAGUAACAUGCGCUCUUUCGUCUGGAUCCGCGUGCAGCAGUACACCAAUCGACUGGUUCAAGUCAAUCUGUUUGGCCACCUGCACUCCCUCUCUCUGCGCUGGCAUCUGGGUCGCAAAACUGGUGAAGUACUGAGAAGUAUUGAUCGUGGCACAGCUUCCAUUAAUGGCUUGCUCAGCUACAUAGUGUUCAGCAUCUUUCCAACCAUUGCUGAUAUUAUCAUCGCCAUCAUCUACUUCAGCACUUUUUUCAAUGCCUGGUUUGGCCUUAUUGUCUUCAUCUGCAUGACCUUCUACCUCACCUUGACGAUCAUCAUCACUGAAUGGAGAACCAAGUACAGGCGAGAAAUGAAUCAGAUGGAUAACGCUGCCAAGUCCAGGGCUGUGGACUCCUUGUUAAACUUUGAGACGGUAAAAUACUACAAUGCAGAGAACUAUGAGGUCGGCCGGUUUGAGGGUGCAAUCUUAAAAUAUCAGGAAUCGGAGUAUAAAACCCAGGCAUCUCUGGCGUUACUCAAUCAAACACAGAACGCCAUCAUUGGAGCAGGACUGCUGGCUGGUUCCUUGCUCUGUGCAUACUUUGUCACAGAGGGAACGUUUCGGGUUGGAGAUUAUGUUCUCUUCGGUACCUACAUCAUCCAGCUGUACACCCCACUCAACUGGUUUGGGACAUACUACAGAAUGAUCCAGACUUCCUUUAUUGACAUGGAAAACAUGUUCCAACUUUUCGAAGAAGAUCAAGAGGUGAAGGAUGAAGUAAAUGCAGGAAGCCUUCUCUUUAAAUUGGGGAAAGUGGAGUUUGAAAACGUUUACUUCAGCUACAUAAAUGGCAAGGAGAUUCUCAGGGAUGUGUCCUUCACAGUUCUUCCAGGACAGACAGUUGCACUGGUUGGGCCGUCGGGAUCUGGGAAAAGCACAAUCAUUCGACUGCUUUUCCGUUUCUAUGAUGUUCAGGGAGGCUGCAUUCGCAUUGAUGGCCAGGAUAUAUCAAAGGUGAAACAAACGUCUCUGCGAUCUCAUAUCGGCGUGGUUCCCCAGGAUACCGUCCUGUUUAACGACACCAUCCGGGAGAACAUUCGCUACGGUCGCACCACUGCUAAUGACCAGGAGGUGGAGGAGGCUGCACUCGCUGCUGAUAUCCAUGACAAAAUCAUGACCUUCCCUGAUGGUUAUGAUACCCAGGUGGGGGAAAGAGGACUGAAGCUGAGUGGAGGAGAGAAGCAGAGGGUGGCUAUCGCCAGAACUAUCCUCAAAGCACCACAAAUCAUCCUGCUGGAUGAGGCCACAUCUGCCCUGGACACACAGACAGAACGCAACAUCCAGGCCUCUCUGGCCAAAGUCUGUGCCAAUCGUACUACAGUGGUUGUAGCUCACAGGUUGUCCACCAUCAUUGGAGCAGACCAGAUCCUGGUUGUCAAUGAAGGGCGGAUUGCUGAGCGAGGACGGUAAGUGUGCCUGAUUGUUUUGAAUGAAACUCCUGUCAUAACACAUACAGUUGUGAAAAAUAAAGCAUUUAUAGGAAUCUGUGAAAAGUUUACGGAGGGUCAUCA